Molecule: messenger RNA, 2608 nt
Organism: Numida meleagris (helmeted guineafowl)
Lineage: Eukaryota; Metazoa; Chordata; Aves; Galliformes; Numididae
Gene: GALT
Product: galactose-1-phosphate uridylyltransferase
Exons: 12
Coding region: 286-1287 (333 amino acids)
Biological process (GO): beta-D-galactose catabolic process via UDP-galactose, Leloir pathway
Cellular component (GO): cytoplasm
Molecular function (GO): UDP-glucose:hexose-1-phosphate uridylyltransferase activity; zinc ion binding
Source: RefSeq, a predicted model, not a curated record
GACGGGGCUUCCGGGUGGUGGCGGAGGCAUGGAGUCGGCGGCGGGGGGAGGCGGAGGCGGCUUCCGUGCCAGCGGAGUGAUCCCCACUCAUGCCCCCUUGGUGACUCUGCUGCCAUCCCGCAGAGCACCAGCACUCCCGCUACAACCCACUGCGGGAUGAGUGGGUGCUGGUGUCCGCGCACCGCGUGAAGCGGCCCUGGCAGGGACAGCUGGAGAAGCCCCCACCCGAGGACGUGCCCCGCUGGGACCCCAAGAACCCUCUGUGCCCUGGGGCCACCCGGGCCAAUGGCGAGACCCCAUUUCUCACCCCUACAGGUGAACCCCCACUACGACGGCACCUUUGUCUUCCCCAAUGACUUCCCCGCAUUGCAGCCUGAUGCCCCUGAGCCUGAUGACAGUGGCCACCCCCUGUUCCGAGCAGCAGCUGCCCGGGGUGUGUGCAAGGUGAUGUGCUUCCACCCGCACUCUGACCUGACGCUGCCCCUCAUGUCGCUGCUGGAGAUUCGGGCGGUGAUUGAUGCGUGGGCAGAGCUGGAGGCAGAGCUGGGGGCCUCCUACCCUUGGGUGCAGAUCUUCGAGAACAAAGGGGCGAUGAUGGGCUGCUCCAACCCACACCCGCACUGCCAGGUGUGGGCCAGCAGCUUCCUCCCCAACGAGGCACGCUUGGAGGAGCGGACGCAGCGACAGCACCACAGCCAGCACGGCGUGCCCAUGCUGCUGGAGUAUGCUGAGCAGGAGGCUCAGCGUAAGGAGCGGCUGGUGGUGGAGAACGAGGACUGGCUGGUGGUUGUGCCCUACUGGGCCACUUGGCCCUUCCAGACCCUGCUCCUGCCCCGCCGCCACGUCCUCCGCCUGCGGGACCUGUGUGACAGCGAGAGGGACAGCCUGGCCUCCAUCAUGCGGCGGCUGCUGAUCAAGUAUGACAACCUCUUCCAAGUCUCCUUCCCCUACUCCAUGGGCUGGCAUGGAGCCCCCACGGGCCCCCACCUGCGGGAGGACUGUGGGCACUGGCAGCUCCAUGCCCAUUACUACCCACCGUUGCUCCGCUCCGCCACCGUCCGCAAGUUCAUGGUGGGCUACGAGAUGCUGGCACAGGCACAGCGGGACCUCACCCCUGAGCAGGCUGCAGAGCGGCUGAGAGCCCUCCCGGAGGUGCACUACAAGCUGAGGCCUCAGGAGCCGGUGUGUGGUGCUGCCCAGGUCUUACUGGUGGAACCGGGAGCGGUGCUCAAUAAACCCACAAGCAAAGUGCCUCUGACUGUGCCCUGCUGGCUUCUGGCCCAUUAGGAGGAGCCCCAGCUGCUGGGAGGGGAGGUAACCUGGGGGCUGCAGGGGAUGUGCUGCUCGCUGCUGUCUCUGCAUUGCCUCCUCGUCCUCCCUGGGGGGAGCUCUGAGCCUGCCUGAGCUGCAGUGCAGGCUGAGGAGGAGCGGGAGGCAGGAGGCUGCCCCAGGUGCAUCCAUCUCCUAGGCAGGGCUGAAGGCUGGCAAACUCACUGCUCCUCUUCCUUCUCAGCAUCUGGGGACACAGCCCUCAUCCUGCCUGCCUGGGUACUUGGAUGCUGCGUAGGGUGCAGCGUGGGGCUGGAUGCAGCAUCUGGGCUGGGAGAUGUGGCAGGCAGCUCCACGAUCUGCUCCCCCCUGCAGCCCCAUCCCCUCUGUGAUGCCCCACAGCUGAUUCAGGGAUUUGUCCUGUGGGGAUGCCCACAGCCAUGGAGCACCAUCUGCCACCACAUGCUCAUGCAAUUCUAUUUUAAUUGUCACCAAAGAGCCAUUCUCAUAACUCCCUAAUGAGGCCCAUAGCGUUUUGAAGUCUGAAAGUGGUCCCCUGGGGGCCAGAAAUCUCUUGCAAGCAGGGAGAUUCUUCUCUGCAGGACUGAUCUGCUACCUCCAAGACGGUGUCUUGUGGGAAGUACCACGUGUCCCUGUCUAUGCAUUGUUCCCACAUCCCUGCCUGUGGGAGGCUGGAUGUUGCCUCCAUCCUCCCUGUGAUAUCCCCAUCCUCCUCCUGAUAUUGUCAUCCCCUACAGUGUCCCCAUCCUCACCCCCUCUGUCCCCGUCCCCUCCAACAUCCUGCCCCUGAAGUCCCCAUUGCAGAGCCAGUGAGAUGUCCCUACCAUUAUUCCACUUGUGUCCCCCAUGCCCAGCAGGUCCCAGAAUUUCUGGGAGGAGGUGGUGGAUGGCAGCGUGUUGGAGUGAUGACCACCACCACUGCAGCCCCCUGCUCCCCUUCCUCCUAGCAACAAGUGCACGCUCACAGCAAUCAUAGACCCUGCCCAGCUCUUCCCCAGGGCCCUGGAAAAACGGCAACGGAUUUGCUUAAAUGUGGGAAUCUAGAUUGGGGUAAUUAGCCGCUGAACCGGUUGUAACGAGGCUCGUCAUCCCCCUGCACGCGCAGUUAGCUCUGAUUUAAUAGCCCACCGGCUCUCAGCCCGGGCCGCUGUGCGUCAGCCCGGGGCCGUAAAUGAAACUUGCAGUAAGUCAAGCGGUAUUAAACUUUACAGUCACUGUCUUUAAAAACGAGACUCUUUCUCUAAUAAAUCAGAGCAAGUGGGAUUGUAAAUAUCAGGGCAGGAUCUGUAUUGCUUAAUUAAACAGAACCUAAUGAACA